AUGCCCCUGGGACUCACAGGGACCAUGCUCCUGGGACAAUGCUCUUGGGACUCACAAGGACCAUACUCCUGGGACUCACAGGGACCAUACCCUGGGACUCACAGGGACCAUACUCCUAAGACUCACAGGGACCAUACCCUGGGACUCACCAGGGACCAUGUUCCUGGGACUCACAGGGACCAUGCUCCUGGGACUCACAGGGACCAUACCCUGGGACUCACAGGGACCAUGCUCCUGGGAAUCACAGGGACCAUGCUCGUCGGACUCACAGGGACCAUGCUCCUGGGGCUCACAGGGACCAUGCUUCUGGGACUCACAGGGACCAUGCUCCUCGGACUCACAAGGACCAUGCUCCUGGGACUCACAGGGACCAUACCCUGGGACUCACAGGGACCAUGCUCCUGUGACUCACAGGUACCAUGCUCCUGGUACUCACAGGUACCAUGCUCCUGGUACUCACAGGGACCAUGCUCCUGGGACUCAUAG
Knipowitschia caucasica is the source of this 486-nucleotide messenger RNA. The record is from the annotation of a GenBank genome assembly. NCBI's taxonomy places the organism in Eukaryota, Metazoa, Chordata, Actinopteri, Gobiiformes, Gobiidae.